Molecule: messenger RNA, 1303 nt
Organism: Ornithodoros turicata
Lineage: Eukaryota; Metazoa; Arthropoda; Arachnida; Ixodida; Argasidae
Exons: 1
Coding region: 5-1303 (432 amino acids)
Molecular function (GO): zinc ion binding; nucleic acid binding
Source: RefSeq, a predicted model, not a curated record
AAAAAUGAGCUCCGACGGAGCAGCGAACACGGCUAAGCCUAGCCGGGAAAACACCAAUGUUUCAUCGUCUUCUACCUCGACCGAUAAUUACCGGCUUCUGCUACCUACUCUGCCUACAGGAAACAUUUCCAGGAAUACGGUUUUCCUCCACGCCGACCCGUCAGCGAGGCCAUAUAGGGCUGACGAUUUUGCGGAUGGUGUGUUUGCGGUGAUAAACAGGGACGAUGUUGCACAGUUCGGGGCAUACUUGUUCAACCACGUUUGGGCUCUGACGUUGCAUUCUGGGCUACCGAAGGAGAAGCUGGCAGCAAGGAAGGAAAUCACUGCGAAAGGCAAGAAGUGCUUAAUUAUUGAUCCAAAUCAGAAGGAUACGCAAGUGUCAAUCCACUGGCUCCCGAUGCACGUGCCAGAUAGUGCAGUCAUAAGUGCCCUUAACGCGUUUGGUAAGGUGGAGGACAUACAGCGUGAAAAAUGGCGGUCAACUGCAUUUGCGGGUGUAGAAACCACGACGCGAAAGGUCAAGAUUGUCCUGCGGGAAGGAGUCUCAGUUGACAGCAUCCCGCAUAUUAUGAAGAUCUUGGGGGGACAAGUGCUCCUCGACAUUCCAGGCAGACCGCCACUCUGUCUCAGAUGUAAGAGAGUGGGCCAUUUGAGAAAGCAUUGCAAAGUGCCGUGGUGCAAGUCAUGCCGAAGAUUUGGCCAUGAGACGGAGGACUGCGUGGACACCUAUGCUUCUAAAGCAACAGUAGUCGACGAAGAUGGUGCGACAGUGGAAUUGAUGGAUGUUGAGGAGUCAACAAAAGCAGGAAACAAGGAGCAAGAAAGCCCUUUUGGCGCAAAAGAGGCAAAUACGGAUCCUCAACGUGUGAGCCAGCCACCCACCGAUAUCCAAGUCAGCACUAAUGCGCAUAACCCCGGUCAAAGCCAGACUGCGGCCCCCAUCGAUGGAGAAGAAUCGGUUUCCAAGGCUGACCGUUCGACAGAUCGUGACAAUAUAUCGAGUCUAAUACAGGGGACGCCCCAAUGCGAUGCAGGGAAACCGAGCAGCAACCAAGAGCGGGAGCUACCAGGCUACAAGGACGAACUAGAAUCAAGUCGCAACAAGGACGAAGCUGCAAGCUGUAAUGAGGUUGAAUCAUUACAGGGGUCAGGCAACGCUCUGAACGAGGGAAUAUUAGAAGGAGGGAAAAGUGACCGUAAGUGGAAAGAAGUCGGAACAGGCCUAAAACGAACAAGGUACACACCAACGCCGAUUAUUACCCCAGAGGAGAGACGACGGCUACUGAAAGAACAGAAGAAGUAA